AGGCUGUCGUCUCCCAGGAGGACCUGUGUGGCCGCGGCAGGACGACCAGGAGGAAGGAAGCUCCAGGGACAAGGCGGACAACGUGUGAGCGUCUGGAGCACAGCUAUCCAGACCCGGCCCAGUUAGGAGCCUCUUCCACUGGAGUAUGAGAGGACUGGGACAUAGGAACGAGGGAUUCUGCUGCUCUAGUUGUGGAGCGCCACGCAGGCGAGGAGAGAGAGACCUGGAGAGACGAGGAGGGGAAGGCAGAGGCCAGCCCUUUCAAAGGCAAGAUGGGGAGCUAGUAAUGCAACAUGAUCCAGAGGGUCUUGCCCUAAAAAUACCACUGGGCUGCAGACUGCACUCUGCUUAUAAUUACUAGGGUGAUAAACAAUGCAUGCUUUUAACAUGUUCAAUUGGACUAGCAGCUGUGAGAGUUGAAAUUAUUGCUGAAGAAAUCUGAAAGUAAUUACAUACAAAUUAAUUAAUGAAUUAAUUACAUUUGGCUGCUAUUUUGUGAAGCAUAGAUAUAGAAAGAUUUCGGAUGAUCAUAGCCUCUAACAGGCCUUGAGAAACGAUUCACUGUCGACGUAGUCCACAGCAUCAAAACUCUCAAGAUUAGACGUUAAAAGUACAUUUUUCUCAUUGCAUGACAUGACUUGGUUAGUACUCAAGCUAAAGCAAUAGACAGCAGGGCUGAUAUCAGGAACCUGCCUGGAGAAUCAGCUCUAGGAACCUGCCUGGAGAACCAGCUGCAGAAGGACCCAGGCCCAGACGAGCGGUGCAGCCAUGAGGAAGGCCGAGGUCCAGGUGACCCUGAAGAAAGGUGCGGAUGACGGUCUGUGUGGGGCGGCCCUGCCUAGCCCCAUCAUCCCCCCCAAACGCUCAAAAACGAGCCCGGACCAGGUGGUCCCAGACCCCACAACCUACCCCUCCCAGACCCCACCCAUCUUCAUCCGCAAGAUGAGGAACGCUGCCGUAGGGACGGGCUGUGACAUUCGUCUGAAGGUGGCCGUGGCCGGGGACCCCCAGCCCUCGCUGUACUGGUACCACAACGACGACCUGCUCAACAUGGAUAACCAGGAGUACGGAGGUCUGUGGAUCAGAGACUGCAAGCCCAGCGACGCCGGCCUCUACACCUGCAUAGCUAAUAACCACCUGGGGGAGGCCAGGAGCAGCGCUGUCCUGGCUGUCCUCGACCUGGGCGAAGAUUCGGAGACGACAGAGGAUGAGGGAGGGGAAUCCUUUGACACCAGAGAGGAGGGAGUGGGUCUUCAGGAACCGGCUGCACAUGCAGGACACAGAGUGAUGGACAGUUGGGCAGACGAGGAGUUUACAGCUCCCAGAACCAGGAGUCACUCUGAAGAAGUUCUCCCACCCCCCUCCCCAAGAACAAUCAAACGCCCCUCCACCUCACCGAUGCCAAACCGCUCGGGUUCAGCCCCUACCACCCCUCUCACCCCCCGAAAGAAAGCUGUAGUGCCGGCCGACUACCAAGACACAGUCCCUGAGGAGUUCGAGCAGAAAGUCAAGCAGCCCAAAUCCUCCACGGGCAUGUCCCAGAGCAGUGCUCAAGAUUCUCGCCCCCAGACGCCUCUCAGUGAAUACUCCCGGAAGGACCUGACCGCCAGACCCUCUCCUAAGCUCACCCGUGCAAGCUCCAAGAUCUUUGAGAAAGUCCGUGGUUUCGAGGAGCGAAGACGAAGCCUCGACAAUCCAGAGGGAUCCAUAUCUGGACAAUCCUGGGCUGGCUUCAACCGCGCCGGGUCAGUGGACUCGGACGACGGAGGAAGCCGGCUGGGCAUCUCCAGAGAGAGCUCCAAGGAGGACCUGCGUGAGGCGCUGAAGGAGGAUGCUGCGGAGCGGAGGACCAUGUUCAGGCAGAGGGCCGCCUCGCUGGAGGAGAAGGCGCGCUACUCCGAGAAGGUACAGGACAUCGAGAACAAGUUCACAGAGGAGCUCCAACGCAUCAAGAAGCUGGUGGGGAAGCCUCACCUGAAGAAGUCCUUCUCCACCGAGCAGCUGACCCUGCGAGGUCGACAGAGGCUGCCUGAGAGGAAGCUGGAGCCCAUCCCACCUCAGGUCCUGCAGAAGCUGCAGGAACGGGAGCGCGCCCAGUGGGAGAAGGAGCAGAAAGAGAAGGAGCAGACCAAACAGAGCUCACCGCCAAAAUCACCUCGACUCGCAAGCAAGCAAUCCUCGUCCAGACCCCAGGAGACGGAGCGUCCGUCUGCCUCGUGCAGCAGGUCAGGAGAGGCAGCCGUCACUCCAGAGUCUAUGCAGCUGUCGGAUCUUCCGGGACAGCGCUCGAUAAGAGAGAUCAGCAGGAGCAGUCCAGUCAGAGAGGUCUAUCAGCGGUCUCCCUCACCAGCGACGUCUCGACAACAGAGGGCAGAGUCACCAAGCAGGAGUCUGGUUGACAUGACGCUACGCAAGGUUGAACGAAGGCCAGCCAGCCCCCUGGUGCAGAGGGUCUCUCGGAUGCAGGAAUCCCCAAUGGUCAAAGAGUCUCCUGCCAUAACAUCACCAAAGGAAGAGUUGUCUGGAAGGAAGACCCCUGUAGAGCUUGUUUUAAGAAAAGUAGAAAACAGACCUGCAAGCCCGUUGGUACAAAGAAAAUUUACUGAUUUACAAGAAAUUCCAGACCAAGUCCCAGCUAAAACCCCAAGGCUGACGGCCUCUUCAGCCGUGCUCCCAGCCCCCCCACUGGGGGAGAAGAUGGAGGUGGAGGCACCCAGGCCGGCCCCCAGGCUCAACAUCCCCACUAUUAUUGUUGAAGAUGAGCCAAUGGAAGAAGACGUUCCUGCUGAGACUGACCAGUCGCAGAAGGCUGACGUCCCCAGAGAGCAGAAGACCAGAGGAAGAGCCCGACGCACCAGGCCCAUGUCCCCAGAGCAAGAUUCUUCAGAUGACUCGUACGUGUCUGCUGGGGAGGAUCCGCUGGAGGCUCCUGUGUUUGAGUUUCCCCUGCAGGACACGGUGGCUACCGCUGGGAUGGAUGUGCUCAUGAAGUGCAUCAUCGCUGGGAACCCUCUGCCCCAAGUUACCUGGACAAGAGACAACACAGUGCUCUCCAGUGUAGCUAGCGUUGUAGUGAAGGUGGAGGGGGAGCGCCACACUCUGCUGAUCAAGUGGGCCAAGCACAGCGAUGCCGGGACGUACUGCGUCACAGCCAUCAACGAGCUGGGCAGGGCGUCCAGCAGGGCCAGCCUCUCUGUCAAAACAGAGCCCCCCCCAGAGCCCCCCCCAGGGCCCCCCCCAGGGCUCCGGGGGGCUCUGGCCGUGCGUUUGGAGGCCAGCAGUCCCAUCACCUCAGACGAGGAGUACCUCAGCCCCCUGGAGGAGGCAGCUGACCUGGGGGGCCCCGAGCUCAGGACUGUGGACUCCAGGUUCAAGGAGCCCCCGGCCUUCAUGGCCACCAUGAGUGACCAGGCAGUGUUUGAAGGUCGAGAGGUCACACUGUCUGUGAGAGUCAGCGGGCAGCCCAAACCCAUGCUGUACUGGCUGAGAGACAGAGUCACAGUGAAGACCGGCCCACGUCACCUUGUCCAGGAGAUGGAUGGCGGCACAUUUCAGAUGACCAUCAGGUCGGCGCUGCGGUCAGACAGCGGUGUGUACACCUGCAAGAUCAUCAACGAGUACGGCAGCCGGCAGUGUGAGGGCAGGCUUGAGGUCACAGCCCCCCCCGUGGAGCCAGCUUUAGCUGUUACCCGGCCCGUCAGAGACAUCACAGCCAGGGCUGGAGAGACCGUCAUGUUCGAGUGCCAUGUGAUUGGUCCUCAAGACACAGAUGUGGAUUGGCUGGCUGAUGGGAAGCUGAUGCAGCCUGCGCUGCUGAACUGUAAGAUGCACUUUGACGGAAAGAGAUGUCGCCUGCUGCUCAACUCUGUCCACGAGGACGACAGCGGCACUUACAUGUGCAAGCUCAGCACAGCCAAGGAGGAGCUGACAUCUAGCGGCCAGCUGAAGGUGCUUCCCUCCAUCGAGCCUCUGUUCACCCGGAUGCUGGACGUGCUGGAGGUGAUUGAGGGCCGUAACGCUCGCUUCGACUGCAAGGUCAGCGGGACGCCACACCCCUGCGUCACCUGGAGCCACUUCGACCACCCGCUAGCCCACAGCGAGGACGUCCACAUCCUGCAGGAGGGCGGACGCCACUCGCUGGUCCUCUCUCACGUCUCCAACGAGGAUGAGGGCUUCUACACCGUUGUGGCCCGCAACGCACACGGAGAGGCUGAGUGUUCCGCCGAGCUCUACGUACAAGAGCCACGACCAGCCAUCUCCGCCCAGAUGGCCAAGCUGGAGAAGAUGCCCUCCAUCCCUGAGGAGCCGGAGGUUCCUGAGAGCGAGGUGGAGCGUUUCACCAUGCCAGACUUUGUGAAGCCGCUGUACGACCUGGACGUAAUCGAGGGGAAGGAGGCCGUGCUGAAGUGCAAGGUGGCAGGCCUGCCCUACCCCACAAUCUUCUGGUUCCACAAUGGGAAGAGGAUCGACAGCACAGAGGAAAGGAAGAUGACCCAGUUCAGAGACAUCCACAGCCUGGUGAUCCGGUCUGUGUGUCACAGCCACGCAGGAGUGUACAAGAGCGUCAUCUCCAACAAGUUGGGCAAGGCCACCUGCUACGCCCACCUGUACAUCACCGAUGUUCUUCCUGACCCCCCUGAGGGGGCCCCAGUGGUACGGUCCAUCACAGGGAAAACCAUCACCCUGGAGUGGAAGGAACCUCGACGACUAGACCCCUCCAUCGACCCCAGCUGCUUAAUGUACGCCAUCCAGCAGCAAGCCCUGGGCUCCAUCCAGUGGAACAUCAUAGCAUCCAGCCUGAAGGAGACCUCCUACACCAUCUCCACGCUCUCCAAGGGAGUCCGCUAUGCCUUCAGAGUGCUCUCCAUCACCACCAAGGCCUUCAGCAAGCCCUCCCCAGCCACCGAUGCAGUGCAGUUGCUGGACAGAGGUCCCUAUAUUGAGGAGGCCCCAGUGAUCAUCGACAAGCCAGACGUUGUCUAUGUGAUGGAGAACCAGACUGUCAGCAUCACCAUCACCCUCAACCACGUCAACGCAACCGUCAUCUGGAAGAGGAGGGGGCUGGUGUUGUCCAGCAGACCAGGCCUGUUUGAGAUGCUCAUGCCUGAUGAUGACCAGCACACCCUGAAGAUGCUGCGGGUGAAGCUAGCCGACGUGGGCCAGAUGGUGUGUGUGGCUUCCAACAAGUGUGGCAGUGACUCCUGCACCUUCAGCGUGGAGAUGGCUGCACCCCCAACGUUUGAGAGUAUCAUGGAGGACGUGGAUGUGUCUGUGGGGGAGACGCCUCACUUUGCUGUGGUGGUGGAGGGCAGUCCUGUCCCCGACAUCCUGUGGUUCAAGAAUGACGUACUGUUGUCAGAGAGCAGUCACUACACGUUUGUGUACGAUGACAGCGAGUGUUCUCUGGUGGUUCUGAACACACGUGAGGAGGACUCUGGAGUGUACACCUGCACCGCCAGGAACCUGGCCGGGUCUGUGUCCUGCAAGGCUGAGCUCAGCGUGCGCCCAGAUGUUAAGGACCAGCAGAAGCCUGUGCUCGAUGAGGAGACCCUGCUCAGGAGGAUGCGCCGGCUGACAGACUACUACGACAUCCACAAGGAGAUCGGGAGAGGAGCCUUCUCGUACGUCAAACUUGUGACACAGAAAGCAGGAAAAAUUGAAUAUUCUGCCAAGUUCAUCUCAGCGCGAGCUAAGAGAAAAGCCUCGGCCCUGAGGGAGAUGAACCUGCUGUCUCGUCUGGACCACGAAAGAAUCCUCUACUUCCACGACGCCUUUGAGAAGAAGAACGCCGUGGUCAUCAUCACUGAGAUCUGCAACGAGGAGUUACUGGAGAGGUUCAUCAAGAAGUCUAAUGUGAUGGAGUCUGAUGUCCGCUCCUGUAUGAGACAACUGCUGGAGGGGCUGGACUAUCUACAUCGACAACAUCUCAUACAUUUGGACAUCAAGCCUGACAACAUCCUCAUGGCCGAUCCCCAUGGCGACCAGAUCAGGAUCUGUGAUUUCGGCAACGCUGUGCAGCUGACACCAGACGAGGCUCAGUACUGUAAAUACGGCACUCCAGAAUUUGUUGCCCCAGAAAUAGUGAAUCAGACCCCUGUGUCCAUGGCAACGGACAUCUGGCCAAUCGGAGUCAUCACUUAUCUGUGUGUGACUGGCGUGUCUCCAUUUGCUGGAGAGGACGACCGCAGCUCUCUGCUCAACAUCAGGAACUACAACGUGGCUUUUGAGGAAAGAAUGUUCGCGGACCUCUGUCGAGAAGCCAAGGGCUUCAUCAUCAAGCUGCUGGUCGCUGACAGGCUGAGGCCUGAUACCCAGGAAUGCCUUCGUCAUCCCUGGUUUAAGACACUCACAAAGGGGAAGGCUAUAAACACAGAAGCCCUCAAGAAGUUUGUGUCUCGUAGGAAAUGGCAGCGCUCUCUCAUCAGCUACAAAUCCAAAAUGGUCAUGAGAUCCAUCCCAGAGUUGCUAAAUGACUCCACCAACCAUAUCUCCAUAGCGGUACCCAGACACCUAAAGGAAGGUUCCCCACCACCUUCAUCUUCCUCCGAUUCGGAUGAAGACAUCGACGAGCUUCCAUUCAUCCCAAUGCCAAUAACUGUGGAAUUUUCCGGAUCCAGAAUGUCUUUGACUGACAUCCAGGGAGAUGAGGAGGGGACAGGCCGACCAAACGGGACCACUAAAACCCCAGUGUCUCCAGGGCAGGAGGAGCGAGAGGCUGCAGGGCUGGAGGCCCAGGGGGCAGACUCCUCAGGCAGGGGCCGGCAGAGGAAGAGGUCGGCUCAAGAGACCGAUAAAGGUUCCUCAGACGACGAGCCCCCCGCCGAGCUGGCCCAGCCAGACCAGGCCAGGAGGCCUCUACGCAGGGGCUCCAGCAUGGACUCUGACAAACCCGACGCUGGCAGCAGAAGAGGAACGCUGCGUCGAGGGGGCUCGGCCGACAGUGCCCUGCUGCUACACAUCCCGCCGGAGGAAGGCCCUGGCGACGGCGCUCCCGAGAGCGGGAGGAAGAUGCUGAAGAAAGCUGUGUCCAUGGAGCUGCCCAGGAGGAGUGGCAGCCCGGGGACAGCCACCAUGAGCCAGGAAGACUACGCUCUCAAACUGGAGCUGAUGAGGCAGAGGCUGCUGCGAGGCGGAUCCGUGGACAAGAAGAUGAGCGGCUUGCGGGGCCCCCUGCUGGAGACGUUGGGGAUGGGUGACGAUAAACGAGCGUCUUCUCUAGAGCGCCACUCUCGAGCUCCGCGCUUCGGCCCUCCUCCUCUGACCAGGGCUGCCUCCAGCGACUCCUCCAGAGAAGACUUGCCCAAACCCAAAGUCCUCCGCAAGAGCGCCUCCUUCAGCCAGGGGGACACAGAGCCCAUGCCCCUGUACCGGCGCUCAGGAGCCCCCCUGGAGAUCCCCCUGGCACAGAUAGAGGAGAGGAGACUCCAGGAGGCCAUAUCCAUGUCUGCUCUCACUGAGCAGAUAAAGCUGGACUCCAGACCGGUCACUCCCAGAGAACCAUCCCCCAAGCCGCCCAUCCCAGAGCCAGCAAGACAGGAGAGUCCGACCAAGAUGGAGUACGAAGAUUCGCUGAUCGACAAAGAGACCAAAGCUGAAGAGUGUCCCAGUGAGAAACCAGAUGGGACGACCACUGACAGCACUUUUGACGAAAGGUCAAGCACGAGUGGUUUCUCUGAGAAGGACAUGAGCAUGUCAGAGGAACCAAUGAUGGAAGAGAACAUGGCCCAGAGAGACCCAAGCCCUCCCCCGGCCCAGAGAGACCCUCCCCCGGCCCAGAGAGAGCCUGCCCCGGCCCAGAGAGAGCCUGCCCCGGCCCAGAGAGACCCUCCCCCGGCCCAGAGAGAGCCUGCCCCGGCCCAGAGAGAGCCUGCCCCGGCCCAGAGAGACCCUCCCCCGGCCCAGAGAGAGCCUGCCCCGGCCCAGAGAGAGCCUGCCCCGGCCCAGAGAGAGCCUGCCCCGGCCCAGAGAGAGCCUGCCCCGGCCCAGAGAGAGCCUGCCCCGGCCCAGAGAGAGCCUGCCCCGGCCCAGAGAGACCCUCCCCCGGCCCAGACCUUCACCUUAGAGGAGAGAAUGGAAGAAGAGGAAGAGGAACACGUCGACGAGAAGACUGAGGAGAGAGUUGAUAUGGUUGCUGAAACAAAAACGGUAGAAAAAGUACAAGUAGAAGAAGAUAUUGAAGAGGAAGUGAAGACACCGGUGAAGUCUGAGAUGGUCAUCUCCACCAGCUCUAUUAUGGUCUCUCCAACACAGGUUUAUUCAAGAGGUCCAGCUAACGUGGUGUCGUCGUACGUGACGCCCACGCCCCCCGCUAGAGUUACACUCCCAGACGGCACCACCUCAGCAUACGCCAGCAUAAUGCAGACCAUCAUGGUCCCCUCCCUGCAGCCCAUGAAAAACCCUCCGCUUGGUCCCUCCACCCCAGUGGGUGUGAGGGCUCCUGAACCAGCGCUGGACUCCACGCCUCCAGCUGUCCCUGGCCCAUCCAGACCAGUCGUGGCCCUCACCACUGAACACCCUGCGGUGUACUCCAGAGUGGCCUCCCCAGAGCAGCUCUCCAAGGAGCCCAGCCCGCCCCUGACAGCCCCCUCGCCCCCGGCGGCCCCCUCUCUCGGGGGCAGCUUCCAGGACAUCGCCUCUGAGGAGGUGUUUGAGGCCCGCUUCAAGAAACGUGAGUCUUCUCUGACCCGAGGCCUCAAACUCCUGUCCUGGUCAAAGAACGAGGACAAGCCUGCCGCAUCCUCGGACUCUACAGAGUUCAGCGAGGAGAUCUACAGACCCGGGCCAACCGGAGCCCCGCUGGAGAUUUCCCCCAGGAGGCUGGAAGAGAAGUCCAAGUCUGUCCAGGACCUCCGCGAGGCCCAGAAGGACCAGGGCUUUAUGAGGCGCCUCUCCAUGAGACUCCGCAGGACCCCGUCGGCCGAGCGCAAGGAGGAGAAGCCGAAGGAGGAGGAUCCAGUCUCCCCCAAGAGGAGACUCUCCUGGGCCUUGGGCCGACGGGGUUCCCAGGAGAGGAAGGAGGUGGAGAUGAUGAGGAUGGACGGAGAGAGCGAACCGCCGACGGAGGAGGGGAUGGAACUCAAGAAGCCCAACGAGUCUCCCGUCCUUGCCAUGCGCAGGAAGAUAGAGUCGACCGUGGCAGGGAUCUCCAUGAAGAUCCGCAGUGUCUCUGAAGAGAGGCGGACGGAGGAGAAGGAGGCCAAGCCAGAGAGUAAGAAGACUCCCAUCCUCUCCAUGCUGCGCAGGUCCACGUCAGAGGGCAGGGGUUUGAAGAGCAUGGCGGUGCCUCAGAACCAGCUGGCCACUCAGUCAGGAAGCACGGCCUCCUCCGAGUCUCUGGGAUCCAUGUCCAGUGUGAAGUCAGAAACAGCUUCCAAAGGUGGGGAGGGCGAGCGCAGGUCUCGCUGGGAUCGCUGGGGCUUGACCAGAGGACGCAGGGACAAGACUGUGUCUCAGCCCGACAUCCCCUCCGCCAUCGCCAGGGAGAACGGCUCUCUCGGCUCACGCCAGUACUCCAGACUGGCCUCUGACUUCCCUCCUGUGUUCCACAUAAAGCUGAGGGACCACGUCCUGCUGGAGGGAGAUCCCAUCACCCUCAGCUGUCUCCCGGCUGGAUCGCCACACCCUCACAUCCACUGGAUGAAAGACAAGAAGCCUCUGGAGAUAGAUGCCAGGAUGAACAUGAUCGCCUGUCCAGACGGCCGGCAGCUGCUGAUGAUCAUGAAGACCACCAAGAAGGACGCGGGCCUCUACGAGUGCGUGGCCACCAAUCCCCUGGCAGCCGUGUCCAGCUCAUGCACACUCUCCCUCGCACGUCUCCCCAGUCGUCCUGGGACCCCGGAGGUGCCCCAGAGGUACAGGAACACGGCCCUGGUGCUGUGGAGACCCUCUGACACCAUGGCCCCCUGCACUUACUCCCUGGAGAGGAAGGCAGAGGGUGAGGUCAACUGGCUGAUAGUGGCCACAGGAGUGGCUGACUGCUACUACAAUGUAGUUGACCUGCCAGCAGGGGGCGCGUUCAGGUUCCGGGUGGCAUGUGUCAACAAAGCAGGCCAAGGCCCCUACAGCAGCCUGUCUGAGAUUGUCUGCCUGGACACCGCAGAACAACUCAAGUCCAGCGGAACGGGGGUGGUAAACCCCGCCCCUUCCCCUCCCGUGGUGAUGAUGUCAUCAAUGACAGUGCCCCCCAUUAAAACCCCUAGUAAAGGGUCAGCGCCCUCCACUCAACCCCCAGCCCCCCCUGCCCCCUCCACUCAACCCCCAGCCCCCCCUGCCCCCUCCACUCAACCCCCAGCCCCCCCUGCUACCUCCACACAAGCCCCUGUCCCUUACCCCUUCACCAAAACCCCUGCCCCCUCCACUCAGCCCCCAGCCCCCUCCACUCAGCCCCCAGCCCCCUCCACUCAGCCCCCAGCCCCCUCCACUCAGCCCCCAGCCCCCUCCACUCAGCCCCCAGCCCCCUCCACUCAGCCCCCAGCUGUAUCAGGGGCCAAGGCAGGAACUUCUCUUCUAAAACAGCCUGGCCCUCCCUCUGUCCAGCCCUCCGUCCAGGCAAGCUCCCCCUCCAGCCCUCCUCCCUCCAGCCCUCUCCCCUCCACACCCCAGGCUCUGCCACCUCCGGCCAAAUCCAAGACCACCCUCAACAUUAACGUAGGGAAGCCUGCGCCCUCUCCCGUAAAACUGGCCCCACCUGUUGUCCUCCCCAAACCCCAAAGCCCAACCAACAUCAUCCCCCCCACGGCUAAAACUCCUCCCACCUCCGGCCCUCCGCUCGUAAGCCAACCUCCCUCCAUCGGCAAGCCCAUCUCCUCUCUGCCCAUGUACGCUCCUGUCUCCACGGCUCGCCUCACCCCUCCCUCCCCCUCCAGCGCCCCCACCCCGGCCCCUGCCCUGGCCCCUCCCGUGGUGCUGGUCUCCAGUCUGACCCCCGUCAUGGACGGAGGCCCGGGACCCUCCGGGAGAAGCACCCCCUCGGGGCGCAGGACCCCCUCGGGGCGCAGCACCCCCUCGGGGCGCAGGACCCCCUCAGGGAAGCCUGGAGACGGGUCCCUGCGCCAGGGGGUGCCCCAGAAACCGUACACCUUCAUGGAUGAGAAGGCCAGGGGGCGGUUUGGCGUGAUCCGGGAGUGCCGUGAGAACGCCACAGGGAACCUGUUCAUGGCCAAGAUCGUGCCGUACGAGGCAGAGAGCAAGCAGGCGGUCCUGCAGGAGUACGACAUCCUCAAGUCGCUCCACCACGACAAGAUCAUGGCUCUGCACGAGGCCUACGUCACUCCUCGCUACCUCGUCCUCAUCUCCGAGUGCUGCAGCGGCAAGGAGAUCCUCUACAGCCUCAUAGACAGGUUCCGCUACUCUGAGGAUGAUGUGGUGGGGUAUAUAGUCCAGAUCCUGCAGGGACUGGACUACCUUCAAAACCGACGCAUCCUGCACCUCGACAUCAAGGCAGAAAACAUUAUCGUCACCUACAUGAACGUUGUGAAGAUCAUCGACUUUGGCAGCGCCCAGAACUUUAACCCUCUGUUCCUGAAGCAGUUCAGUCCACCUGUGGGGACUUUGGAGUACAUGGCUCCUGAGAUGCUGAGAGGAGAUGUGGUGGGACCUCCUGCUGACAUCUGGAGCCUAGGCGUGCUCACCUUCAUCAUGUUGAGUGGCUGCUUGCCCUUCAUGGAGAAUGAUCCUCGGGAGACUGAGGCGAGGAUCCAGGCAGCAAAGUUUGACCUUGGAAAACUCUACCAGAACGUGUCUCAAAGUGCCUCUCUGUUCCUGAAGAAGAUUCUCUGUAGCUACCCCUGGGCGCGGCCCUCCAUCAAGGACUGCUUCAACAACUCCUGGCUGCAGGACGCCUACCUGAUGAGGCUGCGGCGCCAGACACUCACCUUCACCACCACGCGCCUCAAAGACUUCCUGGCUGAGCAGCAGCGCGGCCGCGUCGAGGUGGCCACCAAGCACCGCGUCCUGCUGCGCUCCUACCAGAGCACGCCUCCCAGCCCCGCCUCACCCGCCUCCACCCUCUCGCCCGCUGCUCACUGACAGCCUGGAAGCAGGAGGACCUGCAGUCUGUACGAAGGCAGGAUGCACUGCCCAGAGGUGGGGGAGCUCCCUGGAUCCUCAAGCGGGGUCACUGCUCCUGGGGAACCUGCAGCGGCCUGGCCUCCGGGAACCAGGACUGUUUUAUAGUUUCUUACUCGAUCAUGAAAUGAUCCACAAACAGUGGAAGACACCUGAGCUGAGACUCCAUAUCUCCAUAUCAUCAGAGCUUCUGGUAGCUUCUCAGUCUUUCCAUUUCUGAGUUGUAGAGAUGGAAGGAUCUCCAUCUCACUUCAAUACGAUAUUUUCUCUAGACAUCAAUGUGUGAUGUAAAUGUGUAAUUCUAAAUCAUAAAUAUAUUCAUAUUAGUGGAGAGAUGGUGUUUCUUGUCUCUGCUAGUUGUUUAGUGAAGGACACACAUAUUACAUCUUUACCGUUCUUAUCAGGACAGUUUCUGAGAAUGAAUUGAUCAGAAUUUUUUGGUACCUUUUAACAAAACAUAAUCGACAAAGAGACAGCACAGUAUGCAAAUGUAUUAUCUAAGGGUUUGUGACUGGCCCAUGAAUUGAACAGGUUUGUACAUGAUCAACAAGGGCUACUUGAAGAAGCUACAAAUUGAAGAAAAAAAAUACUUUUUAACUAGUGGCGGGCAGGCCACAAAAUGUCCUUAUUCCUUACACCGUUUAUUCAAAAAUAAUGUCCGUGCAUUUUGGUCACCUGGUGUUUCCAUAAUGCACUUUUAACUAAGAAGAUAUAAGAUAAUUAAAGGUAGCCUGGUUUAGGGUUUCUGGAAUCAACAAGUGCCCUUACUUCAAUUAAAACGGGAGUCAGGUGGCUGAGCGGUUAGGGUGUCUGGCUCGUAAUCUGAAAGUUACCGGUUCGAUUCCUGGCUGUGCAAAAUGACGUUGUGUCCUUGGGCAAGGCACUUCACCCUACUUGCCUCGGGGGAAUGUCCCUGUGCUUACUGUAAGUCGCUAUGGAUAAGAGCGUCUGCUAAAUGACUAAAUGUAAAUGGAAAACCAUUUGACAAACCUUUAAUUUAUUACCACAGAGAUAACAAACAGAUUUAUUGACAUUAAAACGGCAUUCUGGAUAUUUUGUCUGAUAUGCAGCUUACAAAACAAAAUCUACCGUAUUGCUAUUUUACACUUCUUAGUUACGUUGGAUGAUCUUACCAAAGGUUUUAGUUAUUAGUUUACCAAGUCAUUACCUACAUUUGUGUGUAUGAAACAAAUCCACACACAAAAUGUAAAGUAAAGUAUUUUGCUAAGUAUUUGACAUUUUAUCAAGCUUUAGGUGAAGUUUGUUUGUUGAUCGAUUUUACAAUAGUUUUGGUUCUCUAGCUGCUUAAAUCAGCCCAGCACAAUAAAGCACAUUUGGUUUACGAAUAUAUCAUAUAUUUAUUGUUUAAGCCUAAUCAUCAUGGGCCAAAUCCAAAUUCAAUAUCAAUGCAUGCUAUUUGAGUUUUUGCACAAACUUCUUAAAAUCAACGCAUGAUUUAUAGAUUGAUACUGUAACGUUCAGAACCAGAUGUGAUGAAUGUAGGCUGUGGUCAGGAGCUGUGCUUGAUGUGUGUCAUUGUGUCAUGCUUUCUAGUUUCAGAAUCUUAUUUUUUAGACGGACACCGUAACUCCUGCUAUUGCACUCCAUAGUCGAGAAUGGGCUUGAUGUUGUGGUGGCUGCUGUUGUGUCCUGUCAUUUGAAUUUGAAGAUUACGUACGUUUCAGUUGUUUUUGGCAGUCAAUGAUUCAUCCAGUAAUAUCUUCAAAAUGAUUAAGGACAUCAAAUCCUGGAUUCUACAAAUAAAGUUUCUCAUGUCUAUUAAUUUAUUAACCCUCAGAUAUAUUCCUUUCUGUAUAGCAUAUGACGUCUUUUCAAACCAAUAAAUGUGGUCAAAGAGUUGGUAUAAUGAGCAGUGUAGAUACUUGCCUAAAAUGCAAAAUGGCAGGAAUGAUACUGCGGACAAAAGAACAAGCGUGCUUCUAACAGUUUAAAAAGGUGAGGACAGUUUUGGACAUGGACCUGAAUUAAAUAUUCAGAAUAUGUUUUAGUAUGAUAAUAAAAACAAAUUUCCUAAAAUAAACGUAAGUUAUGUUUUGGGGGACAUUAAGUCACUGGAUUGCUUUCUUUGUGUUAGUUUUGUGUAUUUAUUGAGUGAUUGAGUGGUCAUGUUUGGUGCAACCUACAGUAAACUUGUUCUCUUCUAAAUUUUUGUUCUCUUAAUUUCUGAAUUUGGCAUGAAACAGGCAUGACAGCUGACAUUGCUGCAAAUAAUAAAGGAAAUCCUACCAA
Messenger RNA from Osmerus eperlanus (European smelt), 14316 nucleotides. It is a transcript of the gene spegb, whose product is annotated as striated muscle enriched protein kinase b. The transcript is spliced from 41 exons. The record is from RefSeq and is a predicted model, not a curated record. Gene Ontology annotation, molecular function: protein binding; ATP binding; protein kinase activity. Gene Ontology annotation, biological process: protein phosphorylation. Lineage: Eukaryota; Metazoa; Chordata; Actinopteri; Osmeriformes; Osmeridae. The coding region runs from base 769 to 12027 and encodes 3752 amino acids.